AUGUUUGGCAAGGCUGACGACCCGAAUGUAGCAAUGGUUUCAGCGCCUGCAAUUGAAGGCGUUGACCAUAAUGGUCUUGUAGUGGGCAAGUGGAAGAACGGACUCUUUGCCAGCUGCUCCAAAAACUGCGUCCCAAACGCCGUCACGCCGCUAUUAUGUCCGGGAAUUUCCAUGGCGCAGAUCUGCUCACGUUUAGGCCUCGCUAAUUUCUUUUCGGUUCUGUUUUCGUACCUGUCGGUCGACGGUCUUGUUGUCACAGCAGUGGCAACUAAAAUAGAUGUAGUGAGCACACUCGCCGUCAUUAUGGGUGUGCUAGUAUGGCUCUUCACUAUCCGCAUUCGCUUUCGAAUGCGCUACCUUUUCUCCAUUCCAGGGUCGAUAUUGGAAGAUAUCUUCACUUCCGCUUUUUGCUGCUGUUGCUCCAUCGCGCAGAUGGCUGACCACGCUGAGUCGUUUGAGAUCAACACCUUUGCAGUUUUGCCGAGAGCAACGCUGCCGGGUUAUACCUUUGGAUAA
Molecule: messenger RNA, 516 nt
Organism: Plasmopara halstedii
Lineage: Eukaryota; Oomycota; Peronosporomycetes; Peronosporales; Peronosporaceae
Exons: 2
Coding region: 1-516 (171 amino acids)
Source: RefSeq, a predicted model, not a curated record